AAAGAGUAGAGGGCAAAGUCUGGAGUCGAGGAUAUGGUUUUCGAUUUUAUGAUGGAGAACAGCGUCCUCGUUGGCUGCGCAAGUUCUUCUUCCUAUUCUUCUUGUUCUCGAUUCUCAUAUGCUUACACCCAAAGCAAUGAUUCUCGUCAACGAGAUGAGGUGAGAUGGGCGAUUCUCUUCUCACAUCAUUGUCAAUGGAGAAUCAUCACCCAUCCACGCUCUUGUCUAUGGAUUCAAGCGCAUCUUCUCACGAGGAACUGGAUUUGGAGAUGAAUCGGCAAGUCAUACUUUCCCGUCCGCCGGAUAUCAAUUUGCCCCUGUCAACAGAGCGCAGCCCGCCUCCACCGUUGUGGAAUUCUGACCCGUGCGAUAUAUUAGAUGUUGGCCUUGGCACUCAAGUGUAUGAGACUGAGAGUUUCCUCAACCCCAUUCCUAAAGGUGGAAAGAAGUGCUCAAAACGAGUUGAUAGUAUAUGGGGAGCAUGGUUUUUCUUCACUUUCUAUUUUAAGCCUGCAUUGAAUGAAAAAUCCAAGGCUAAGAUAGUUCGGAACAGCAGCGGUGUUUCAGGGUUCGAUAAAUCUGAUCUUAAGCUUGAUGUUUUCAUGGUUCAACAUGACAUGGAAAACAUGUACAUGUGGGUUUUCAAGGAGAGGCCGGAAAAUGCAUUGGGCAAGAUGCAAUUGAGAAGUUACAUGAAUGGCCAUUCUCGCCAAGGGGAGCCCCCUUUUCCAUUUAGUGUCGAUAGAGGCUUUGUUCGAUCUCACAGGAUGCAACGAAAACAUUAUAGAGGCCUAUCAAAUCCCCAAUGUUUGCAUGGCAUUGAGGUUGUUUCAUCCCCUAACCUUGCGGGAAUUGAUGAGGAUGAGCGGAAAAGGUGGAUGGAACUUACUGGCAGGGAUUUCAAUUUCACAAUCCCACCUGAAGCAAGUGAUUUUAGUUCAUGGAGGACUCUUCCCAGUACAGACUUCGAGCUUGAGAAGCAUCAUUCCACAAUCAAGGGUGCUUCAAAUGCACACCCAAAGAAACUGCUUAAUGGAUCUGGGCUUAACUUGUCAACUCAUCCUUCUAACCACAGUAAUGGCGAUGCAAUGGAUCUAUCCCCUAACAGCAAGAGGAGGAAAGAUUUCUUCCCCCAUGCUAAUGAUGAUGAUUGUCACUUGGUUGUUAAUCCUCCUUCGGAUCGGAUUCCAGAUAUGGAAAUUCACCCAAGUGAACCACAAUGGUUGAGUAAUUUCAGUGGAGUAAUGAGAAAUGCCUAUGGACCUGUUACGGCUGCAAAAACUAUUUAUGAGGAUGAACGGGGCUACUUAAUUAUUAUCAGUCUGCCCUUUGUUGAUCUCCCGAGCGUGAAAGUUUCUUGGAGGAAUACUUUUACUCAUGGUAUCAUAAAGGUUACUUGUGUGAGCAUGUCUGGGAAACCAUUUAUCAAGAGACAGGAUAGGACAUUCAAGCUUGCAGAUCCAUCUUCAGAGCACUGCCCUCCUGGUGAGUUUGUUCGAGAGAUUCCACUUUCUACUCGGAUUCCAGAAGAUGGCAAGCUAGAAGCAUACUAUGAUGAGCCAGGAUCAGUGCUGGAGAUCACGGUGCCGAAACUUCGUGAUGGACCUGAAGAGCACGAAGUUCGAGUCUGCCGUCGCCCUCAACUGGGUGGUAAUGAUUUUAUGUUAACUUGAAAUAUGCAUUUCGUUAAAGUUGUUUGGAUUGUCGCCACCAUGGUCCUUAUAUCAUUGUUUUACUAACAUUGUAUGAUACGGUGUAAUUUAUAUUUAAAGGCGUCUCAUUUUUGUCUUCAGCCUUUUCCUCACUAAUUGCCUUUUUCCCCUUGCAUUCAUUGGCAUUCAUUGUGUAAUGACUACUAAUCUUUUAUCAUCCAGUUCUCACCAUUCUUAAUUAUACACUUAUCUGGAUUGAUAUUUAAAGAUGAUUUCCUUCGCGAUAA
Molecule: messenger RNA, 1939 nt
Organism: Neltuma alba
Lineage: Eukaryota; Viridiplantae; Streptophyta; Magnoliopsida; Fabales; Fabaceae
Exons: 2
Coding region: 165-1673 (502 amino acids)
Source: RefSeq, a predicted model, not a curated record